Molecule: messenger RNA, 1743 nt
Organism: Aureobasidium subglaciale EXF-2481
Lineage: Eukaryota; Fungi; Ascomycota; Dothideomycetes; Dothideales; Saccotheciaceae
Exons: 4
Coding region: 1-1743 (580 amino acids)
Molecular function (GO): oxidoreductase activity, acting on paired donors, with incorporation or reduction of molecular oxygen; iron ion binding; monooxygenase activity
Source: RefSeq, a predicted model, not a curated record
AUGCAAAUGUCGUAUCUCUUUCUUUCUCCUAGUGUCCUGGCACUUGGUGCCAUGUUCAUGACCCUAAUCUAUGUCCUGUAUCGUGCCGUUCUACCCAAACCCAUACCAGGAAUACCAUACAAUAAGAAAGCCGCAAAUUCAAUAUUUGGCGAUGUACCCGAAUGGCUGAGCUACAUCAAGAAAAACAACGGCCAAGCUUUGAAUUGGUGGCACCGAGAGAUGGAAAAACACGAUUCUCCCAUCAUCCAGCUGUUCCUGGAUCCUUUCGGUCCCCCAGCAGUGGUUGUGGCCGACUUUCGUGAGGCGCAAGAUGUCCUCCUCCGGAGACACAAGGAAUUCGAUCGCAGCACCAUCUUUGAAAACAUCUUCAGCGGCACUAUGCCACAUCACCACAUUUGGCAGAAGACGGGCGAUAUCGUCAGGACGCAAAAACGUCUCCUAGCUGAUACCAUGAUGCCAGCCUUUCUCCAUGAGGUUGCGGCUCCUCGUAUUCACGAAGCGAUGAUGGAUCUUGUGCGACUCUGGGAUCUGAAAGCACGUCUCGCAAAGGGCCACCCCUUUGAAGCUCAUGAAGACAUAGCACAUACUACCCUCGACGCCAUUUGGGUAGUAACUCUAGGCUCCUCUGCUAAAACCAUCGAGAGCCAGGCGAACAUGUUAGAGAGCAUACCAGACUUGAGCCUACCGGGCAGCAAGGACAAAGCGAUCAGGUUCCCUCAGGCACCUCAUCCACCAGCAUUCGAUGCCAUCCUGACAUUGACGAGCUCCAUGGAGCCGCUGAUUAGCUCACCAUUCCCCAAGAUCCACCACUGGUUCUUGCGGCAAAGCAAAUCAUACAGAGAUGCCAAGCGAUAUAAAGAUCAGGAGAUAGACAACAUGAUCAAGAUGGCUGUCCACAAAUUCGCCAACAGUCAGACUGUCGCUCUUGAGAAACAAGGGAAAGAUCGAUCUGCCAUUGACCACAUGAUCAGACGCGAACUUUUGGCAUCCAGGAAAGAAGGCAGAGAACCUCAAUAUGACACACCUGCGGCAAAAGACGAACUCUUUGGCUUCCUGAUCGCUGGUCACGAUACGACUUCUACAACAGUAGCCUGGGCUGUGAAACUUUUGAGUGACAAUCGACCAGCACAGGACAAGCUACGUGAGGUAUUACGCUCGACGUACGCUAAUGCGACUGCUGAGAAGAGACAACCCACUGCCGCAGAGGUCACAACCUUGCAUGAUCCCUACAUAGAUGCAACGCUGGAAGAACUCCUGCGUUGCGGCGGGACUGCAUCUGUUCUGAGCCGCGUCGCACUUAUUGAUAGCGAUAUCUUUGGUAUCCGCAUCCCCAAAGGAACUGAUGUCAACUUCAUGUCGUACUUUGGCUAUGUCGCGCCGCCUGUCGGUACAGUAGACGAGGACAGACGCAGCACUAGCAGUCGGGCGUCAAAAGACAAGACUGGUGUCUGGGAGACAUCUGAUAUCGAAGCCUUCAAGCCCGAGCGCUGGCUGAGAAGAAUAGGCGAGACUGACGAGACUGAAUUCGUGAAGAAUGCAGGCCCAACGCUUCAAUUUGGCGCCGGAGUACGUGGUUGCUUUGGACGACGAUUGGCAUAUAUCGGGCUUCGUAUGUUGGUGGUCUCCAUCGUUUGGAACUUUGAGCUGCUGCCAGUUCCUGAAGAACUCGCCACUUACAUGGCAGUCGACAGAAUCACUCAUCAACCUCAGAAGUGCUACAUCCGCCUGAAGAAAGCAGACUGA